Molecule: messenger RNA, 916 nt
Organism: Hyla sarda
Lineage: Eukaryota; Metazoa; Chordata; Amphibia; Anura; Hylidae
Exons: 2
Coding region: 32-751 (239 amino acids)
Source: RefSeq, a predicted model, not a curated record
UCUAUUCCUGUCAGAUCAUGGGGACCUCUCAAUGGAACGUGUCCUUUUCUGGGCACGGUACAUUGAUGACGUCCUCAUGAUCUGGCAGGGUACAACAGAUGAAUUGGAAUCAUUCAUGCGUCAACUCAACCACAACACCAAAAAUAUUAAAGUCACUUACUCAUAUGACUAUACUUCGAUUCCUUUUCUAGAUGUGACUCUGAUUAAAGACUCCAAUGGAUUCCUUCAGACUGAUAUUUACAGAAAACCGACUGCGACUAACACCUACCUUCAUGCAACAUCUGCUCAUCCAAAACAUGUUGUAAAAGCCAUUCCAGUGGGACAAUAUCUACGCAUUAGAAGGAUCUGCUCCUCAGAUGAAAGAUUUGAAGAACAAGCAAAAUUGUUACAGAAAAGAUUUAAAGAGAGAGGCUAUAGCCAGCGAUGCUUAAAAUAUGCAUACAAACGAGCCAAAGCAACAUCGAGACAUCAAUUAUUACAUAGAAAGAAGGAACCGAUUCCGGACGACACAGUAAGAUAUAUCUCAGAUUACAAUGAUCAGUGGGACACCAUGAGAAGGGUCAUUGAAAAACAUCUUCCUAUAUUAAGAACGGACCCUAUCCUCCAGCAUUACAUACCUCCACGGAUUCAGAUGACUGCAAGAAGAGCCAGAAAUCUAAAAGACAUCUUAGUGAAAAUGGUGUUACAUCAUCGCGUGACCAAUAGCCCCCCCUUUUUUUGGAAUCCUGGGAUCCUAUAUGCGGACUAUUAACAAGAUUUAUGAAUGUUAUGGGGACUGACAUAUGGGGUAGACAUUGUACCUUAUCUUGAUUGGAUAUAAUGUAUGGAUUUAAUCUUGCUGUCGUUAAUUAUUUAUUUUAGUGUGCGAGAUCUUAUGUGGUCUUCUUCUUUUUCUUUUUCCUUUUUCUUUUCUCUG